GUUUGUGGUCUGAGACCAUACCACCAGAGGAUCACAAGUGGAUUGGCAAAAGGCUUUUCAAAAUUGGAUCCAAAGGAAAGCCAGCACUUCGUGAUGACCUCCAGCUCUGGUAUUACCCCCCACAACCAGCACUUAUUUACAAUCAGGCUCCAGCUCCAGACAGAUUCUUUUGUCAUACUCUUCUGCUGUGGAUGCCAUACAAGCUGUGGAUGGUUAAGGUUCUCUGUCCCAAUCCAGCCUGCGGACAACAUCAGCUGACAGGAGGUGGUCUGCACAAAAGGGCACGGCAGGUUCUAGACAUUGACAGAACAUACAAUAUGGUCACAGAAACCCUUAUCUGUACAAAGUGUAGAGCCUCACAUGUGUCCUGGAGUCAGACUGUCCUGCAACAGCUAGAUCUGGGCCAUCGCUCUGAGUUUCAGGUCAUCCUCACGCGGAAGUAAGCCUGUGAUAUGCGGGUCAUCAGGCUCUUGCGUGAGCGUGGCUUAGGCAAUAGUCCCACUAGGGUGAUAAAGCAGCUUUGUGAAAACCACAGCGAGCAGUGGCUCCAUCGUCUGGCCCGGUACACCACACAAUGUGUUGACUUCCUCAAUCAACCCGGGGUGAUGCCAGUAAAUUUCCAGGAGCCCCCAGAGCCUACGGUGGUGCCAAGCUCCAAGUGGUUGCUCACCGUUUACAGCCAAGACAUUCUGACCAGGCUGGAUGAAAUCCAUGCCAGAAUAACAUCCACCUAUGGCUCUGUCUUGAAGAUGGAUUCUACUAAAAAGAUCACCAAGAAGCUGGCUGGGACAGCGAGGGGAACGGGACUCUGGCUUACCUCUGUUGGCAACGAGUUUGGUCAGGUGCUCAUAAGUGUGCUGACAGCCCAGGAAGGAGCAGGACUUGACAUGAUGGUAGACGGUCUGGUGAAAAGAUACCAGCAGGCUGGUGUAAAUCCACCUUCUGUGUUGUACGUGGACUGUGGGUGCUGCAGUGAGGUGAGCGAGAGCAAGCUGAAAACCAGGUUUAGGGGCUGGCCAGAUCUCAUGAUACGCUUGGACAUCUGGCAUUUUAUGCGCAGGAUUGCCUUGGGGUGUACAACUGAUGCCCAUCAGUUGUACCCCAUUUUCAUGUCACGGCUAUCAGCAUGCAUCUUUGAAUGGGAUGCAGCUGACGUCUCUAUCCUUCGCAAAGCAAAGAGAGAGCUGUUGAUGUCCCAGGGUUGGCCUGCGCUGACAGAUGAAGAUGUAAACAAGCAUCUGACCAGGGAGGAGCUGGCUCUACAUUGCCGGAGGAGGACCCGUGGAGAGGAGACUACCAUCCUUCUCCUUGAACAACUGCUUACAGAACUCCUGAGCAGCAAGGGAAAUGACUCUCUGGGUGUUCCUCUCUUGGAUCGAGAAAGGAUGGAGCACAUCUGGUGUGUCCAAAAGAAGCACAUCAAGUGUAUCCAAGACCCUCUUGGUGUUGCCCUCUAUACUGAGACCGGGAGCCUAACCAAGGGAGGUGUGCUUCUGAAGACUUACAGAUGUGCCAGAGGCUCCACUUCUCUUGAAUCCUUUCAUUUACACCUUAACCGUUUCAUCCCAGCUAUGUAUUUGUCGAACACACACUGCAUGUGCAAAGAAAGAACAUUUAAGUGUCUGUGUGUUUAACAUUGCCUAAAAACUGUUGUCUGUUUACAGGGACCAGUGCAAACAGUCUGAACUUUCAGAUUUAUUUGUUGGAGGGUCUACACAGGUGGAACCAGGAUCGGGAGGCAGCUUCCAUGUCAUCUGAGUCAUCAGCUUUACGCAGCUACACAGGAGAACUUGUUCACUGUGUAAACAGCAAUUAUGAAAAGCUGUUUGGCAGGAAAGUAGUCCCCACGUUUUGUCCCCCUGCACGUUACACCGGUGAGCUCAUUGGAGUGCAGUAUCUAUUCCAGCAGACUGGUCAGGCACUGCAGGACAUGAACCCAGACUCUGAAGAGACGGCAGAGCUCAUCGAGGAACUUAAUGUGGAGGAGCGAGAUGAAGAUGAGGGCUUCUGUGAUGUCAGCGAGGAUCAGACAAUUGCAGAUCCCGAGGAUGUUCUGUCACCUCCCUCCUCCACUCUGACACUGGGUUCUUCCACCGUGGUCACCAGCAGUGACACGGCUGUACUGGGUUCCACAUCCCCUUCACUGGUCCCUGAUCCUACACCUGCUCCUUCAUCACCUGGACCCUCGGGGACUGCUGUGCCACCUUUUCCCUCUGAAACAUCUGUUUCACCACUCUCCUCAGAGCCAGAGGAUGCUGGUCAGGAUGAUGAUGACGAUGAAGAGACUGCUGUUGACUACCAAAAUGUUCCGGGAUACCAACAUGUUGACAAGCUGGCCGAAUAUCUGGUGGAGCUCCGGGGUCACACAGCCCUUAGCCUGACCAAUCAGGAAGCCAGCACCAUAAUUGAACUUUGGCAGAACCUGGCUGACCAGGACAAGCAACGGGUGGUGUAUGCAGCUAGACACCAGAAGAGACUGCUGAGUGGACGCUUCAGAGUACCAAAGAGGCCCACUAAAACCCCAGGAGUAGAGAGCACCAUCAGAAGUGUGCUGGGAGCAAGCAGCGCACCUGCUCAGUGGCCUGACUGUUGCCGUCUGGUGGAAACCAUCUUCAUCAGGCUUUGCAAUACCCACCCAAGCCCCAAGAGAAAAGGCAAGGGAACGCUGUCGAGAUGGUCUCUAAUCCUCCAGGAUUACAGGAGGAUAAGGCAGCUUGUACUGGGCAACAGCUUGGUGAUGGGAGGAACCUCAAUGCAGCUGGUGGAGGUUAACCAGAAUACCCUGAUUCAGUGGUAUAACAACAGACAGAAAAAGCAGGAACUGUCUGUGCUGAUUCAGGGCAUUCAGUUGCCUCAGCCCCUCCCUGAAGCUCAGGAACCUCUCCAGGCUGCCAAACGCCUACGGACUGAGCCAGAACAAUCAGGGGAGCAGCACCAGUACAAGCUACCAGAGAGCACAGCAGGUCAGGCAAAACAGAGGCACACCUCUACUGGGCGACCUCCUCUCAGACCCAAGGCACCAACACAGACUACUAUGUUGGUUACGCCAUCAGCACCUGGAGCAUCAGUGCAGAUGGUACCCAAUAUACUUAUACCUGCAGCACCAGGUUUCCCGGGUGUGCCAAUGCUUCAGGGUGUGCCAGUGUGCCAGGGCAUGCCAAUGGCUCAAAGACUGCCAAUGGUCCAGGGCACGCAAAUGGUCCAGGGCAUGCCAAUGGUCCAGAGGAUGCCAAUGGUUCAGGGAAUGCCAAUGGUUCAGGGAAUCCCGAUGGUCCAGGGAAUGCCAGUGGUUCAGGGGAUGCCACUGUUACAUCCUACAGUUGUGCAGGGCACAAGUUCACAACCAGCUGCCAAUCCCCAAACCAUGCCUAAGAGACCCUACAAGAGAACUGUAGAGGCGAACACUUGCAAGAAAUGCGGACAUUUCAAAACCAGUGCAACAGGACAUAGCCAGUACAGAGGCAAAGUAUACUGCCCACAGUCUGAAACUGUUACAAAAGAACAGUGGUUAGAGGAAAUGCGGAGAACUGUUCCCAAAUAAUGUAUAUAUUUUUAUUUAUUGUAGUGUGUAUAUAGUUGUUUAAAUAUAGUUCACUAUAGUUAAUAUUUGUGUUGAACAUUAUUUAAUAUUUUAUUUACUGCUUUUUAA
This is a messenger RNA of Carassius gibelio (silver crucian carp), 3649 nucleotides long. RefSeq lists its product as uncharacterized. Bases 1748 to 3541 code for a protein of 597 amino acids. The record is from RefSeq and is a predicted model, not a curated record. The transcript has 5 exons. Lineage: Eukaryota; Metazoa; Chordata; Actinopteri; Cypriniformes; Cyprinidae.